AUGGAACAAUUGGGCAUCCCAAACAAAAAGAUGAAGCAAGUCGUCCAAGAGGACGAAGAACAGGAAGAGCAUGAAGAGGAAGACAAUGAACCGGGCUACACGGAACCCACUCAGAGGGAGAGGAGAACUGAGGAAAGACAUGAAGGAAUGUCAACUGAUGACCGUAUCCUAGCGCAACUCGUAAGGCAAAACCGGAUCAUGGAGGAGAGAUUCGCAUCAUUGAAUGUCAUAGUAGGCUCAUUGGACCGAAGGGUGUCUGUAAUCGAGACCAUACUGGGUGUACGCGGAGCCUUAAGUUCGGGAACUGGGAACCAAGUAUUUAAGGAAGGGAAAAUGAAAGAGGAAGUUGCCAAUUCUGAAAUUCUGAAUCCAUACGCAAGAUUCCUACAUUAUUGCUUUAAUAUUGAUUAUAUUAUUUGUGAUCUAAAUCUGUACUACAAAUCAGUACCUGUGACAGCUGAAGUGCUACACCAAAGAAUAGAGCACACUAAAGCUCUUCCCCAGCUAGUCGGUGACAACUACGCAUAUUGGAAGGUGCGCACAUGCACCCAUCUCAAAGCACAAGGUGAAGCCGUAUGGUGUAUCAUUGUAACAAGCUGGGUACACCCAACUAAAUCCAGUACCAGUGACGAUGCAACUCAAGUGACGAAACCUGAGAAUGAAUGGACCCAAGCUGAGAAAACAAGUGCUGGAUACAACGAUAAGGCACUAGAUAUUAUUUAUGGGCUAAUUCAUGAAAGUCAGUUCCCUAUUAUUGCAGGCCAUGAUUCAGCUAAAGGCGCAUGGGAAGCACUAGAGGCUACCUAUGAAGGUACAUCAUCGGUAAAACAGUCGAAACUGCAACUGGUACAGUCUGACUUCGAGGAGCUCCGGAUGAAUGAAGAUGAAACCAUCGUGACCUUCCACACUCGUGUGCAAGAGCUAGAAAAUCGAGCUAUGGUCCUCGGAGAACCGUUCACUCAAGAACAGUUUGUGAAAAAAAUUCUACGAUCACUACCACCUCGGUUUCGGAUGAAAGUUACAGCAAUCCAGGAACAUGACAACUGGGAGAAAGAGACUGUAACACAACUAAUGGGGAAUCUAAGAACUUAUGAGAUGGAAAUCUUAACAGAUCACACAAAAAAACCAAAAACAGUAGCUUUUACUGCUGAAGAAAAUAAUUGUACACCUGAUUUAUAUGAAAUAGGUGAUGAUCCAGUUGUAUUCCUAACUAAACAGUUUUCUAAACUUCUGAAACAGGUGUCAAAAGGUUCACGCAACAAGAACAUGCAAAAGGGAGCGUCAUCAUCCAAAACAACUUCGAAAUCAGGAUCAUCAACCUACAAGCCUCCUGGUUCACGUCCAAGUCAGUCCAAAGAAAAGCCAAACAGUAAAGGGAUCAGAUGCUAUGAAUGUGAGGGCUUCGGACAUGUUCAAGCAGAAUGCCCCACCUACCUUCGACGCAAGAAGUCUAUGUCAGCAGUCACUUGGAGUGAUGAUGACUCAGACGGUGAAACAGGAGGAUCUGAUCCAGACGAAAUUUCUGGUAAUUUCGUUGCUUUUACUGCACAUACGACUACUGGACCAUGUCACGAAGAGGUUGCUGACUCGGAGGGAGGUGAGUAUAAUUCUGCAGAAGAUUUAGAGUCAAGUGAAUCAUCAUUUGAAAUUGAGUUUAAUAAAUUGUAUCCCAAAUGGGCAGCACUAAGGAAAGAAAAUCGUAGAUUAACUAGUGAAAUAGGGAUUGUAACAACUGCAAAGAAAGUGUAUCAAACUCAAGUCGUUGAUAGGGAUCUGCUUCUUAAAGAGGCAUUAGCCCGAGAAGAAAAACUGAAACAAGAAGUACAGACUCUGAAGCAGGAGCUGAGCACCUACAAACGCCAAAUUCAAAUGAUGGAUACCACGUCUACACUUGACGAGAUUCUUGAGUCUGGAAGGAAGACUUCUACAAAGUUUGGUCUUGGUUUCACAGGAAACAGCUCAAAGGAUAAAACAGUGUUUAUUAAAGCGUCAGGCCCUGGUCAAGGAGAUAUCCCAGAAUCUAGCACGGCGACACGACAAGUUGGUACAGUAAGAUUACUCAAGCCAUAUUAUAAAUCCUAUAACCCGGUAUGCCAUUAUUGCAGGAUCAACGUAGAUGAAACCGAGCUUUGGCACCAAAAGCUAGGACAUCUAAGUUACAGACUUCUUGACAAACUUGUGAAGAUUGAAGGUGUUCGUGGAUUACCCAAACUAAAAGUCAAACCAACCAUAUGUGGUGCAUGUCAAGCAGGGAAGCAAACCAAAUCCUCUCAUCCAGCUCAGCACACCAUAAACACAAGUUACUGCCUGGAGCUGAUCCACAUGGAUCUCAUUGGUCCAACUCAAACAGAAAGUGUUGGAGGAAUCACACAUGAAUACUCAGCACCGAAAACACCUCAACAAAACGGAGUUGUUGAACGCAAGAACCGCACAAUUCAAGAAAUGGGACGAGUUCUGCUCAAUGCCAAAGGACUACCUCAAAAAUUUUGGGCAGAAGCUGUGAACACUGCAUAUCACAUCAUCAAUCGGGAUCGAAACCGUGUCGCAAAGUUUGAAACAAAAAGCGAUGAAGGCAUCUUCCUCGGCUAUGCAACGAACAGCAGGGCAUAUCGUGUUUACAACAAAGUUACCAAAACCAUUAUGGAGUCCACAAAUGUUGUAAUCGAUGAUCAACCGAGUGAUAUUAUCACAACGACUCAGCCUGGACCAGUGACAGAACCUGACACAAGUUGUCCUGAACCUAAUCCAGAGUCUCCUAUGCCAUCUCCCACGUCAACUCAACCUGAUCAAGAAACUGAGUCUGAGUCAGAAUCUGACACUGAUCAUAGUGAUAUUGAUAUCCCUACUCGCAUCCAGAAAGCUCAUCCAAUACAAAACGUAAUUGGAGAUCCUAGUUCUGGCGUAAAAACCAGAGGUAAACCGAAACGUGAUUACCUUCAAUUAGCAGGAUACUCUUGUUAUACUUCGCAGAUCGAACCGAAGAAUGUCAAAGAAGCCCUAACAGACGAACACUGGAUCAAGGCCAUGCAAGAAGAACUGGGGCAGUACCAAAUGGAUCUUUGCAACAAAACCGAUGCUGCUGGCAACAUAGCUAGAAAUAAAGCGCGGCUUGUGACUCAAGGCUACUCCCAAAUCGAAGGAAUCGACUACGAUGAAACAUUUGCCCCUGUUGCACGGCUAGAGUCAAUACGACUCCUUCUAUCGAUUGCCUGUGCCCUAAAAUUCAAGUUGUUUCAGAUGGACGUUAAAACAGCCUUCUUAAACGGUUACCUCUCAGAAGAUAUAUACGUUGCUCAACCUAAAGGGUUUGAAGAUCCACAUCAUCCAGAUUAUGUCUACAAAUUACAAAAAGCUCUCUAUGGCUUAAAACAGGCCCCAAAAGCCUGGUAUGAGAGACUCACUCAAUACCUUCUUCAGAACAACUACAAAAGAGGAGGAUCAGACAAAACAUUAUUUAUAAAGCGGUCAGGUAAACACAUAACAAUUGCUCAAGUGUAUGUAGAUGAUAUCGUUUUUGGAUCCACACAACCAGGAGAGACAGACCAGCUAGUCAAGGUAAUGCAACAGGAGUUUGAAAUGAGCAUGAUAGGCGAACUCACCUAUUUUCUUGGAUUACAAGUAAGUCAAACUAAAGAAGGGAUUUUUAUUUCACAAGAAAAAUACGCGAAAAAUCUUCUAUCAAAGUUUGGGCUUGAAUCUGCAAAAGAUGCUCGUACGCCUAUCUCCACGACUACUAAAUUGUUCAAAGAUGAAAAAGGAACGUCUGUAGACCCGACUAUGUACAGGAGUAUGAUAGGCAGUCUAUUAUACUUAACCGCCAGUCGUCCUGAUAUUAUGGUAAGUGUUGGUAUGUGUGCACGCUAUCAAGCCGAUCCAAAAGAGUCACACCUAAAGGCAGUAAAACGUAUUAUAAAAUACGUUAAAGGUACGAUAAAUUAUGGUAUUUGGUACUCGAGCGAUACUAAUCUGAAUCUUGCAGGAUAUAGUGAUGCUGACUGGGCAGGAAAUGCUGACGACAGAAAAAGUACAUCAGGCGGAUGUUUCUUUAUCGGAAAAAAUUUAGUCGCCUGGCUAAGUAAAAAGCAAAACUCGAUUUCACUUAGCACAGCUGAAGCUGAGUAUAUAGCGGCGGGUAGUUGUUGUACACAAUUACUCUGGAUGCGCCAGAUGUUAAUAGACUACGGUAUAGAACAACAAAGUAUGACAUUGUUCUGUGACAACACCAGCGCAAUCAACAUUUCUAAAAAUCCAGUUCAACACUCCAGGACGAAACACAUAGAUAUUCGACACCACUUUAUUCGUGAACUAGUCGAGGAAAAAGAAAUUAUAAUGGAGUAUACCUCAACAGAUAAAAAUCUUGCAGACCUAUUUACCAAGCCUUUAGACAAAUCGAGAUUUGAACUGCUUAGAGCUGCCCUUGGAGUGUGCAAUCCCACAGCUUAA
Molecule: messenger RNA, 4443 nt
Organism: Ipomoea nil (Japanese morning glory)
Lineage: Eukaryota; Viridiplantae; Streptophyta; Magnoliopsida; Solanales; Convolvulaceae
Exons: 7
Coding region: 1-4443 (1480 amino acids)
Biological process (GO): DNA integration
Molecular function (GO): nucleic acid binding; zinc ion binding
Source: RefSeq, a predicted model, not a curated record